AUGACGGAACGUCGACGAACUCCGUCCGUCAGAGGCCCGGCCCCAACAGCAGGUGCCGCGGGUGCCCUCUCUUCCCUUGCCAAGCCGGGUCGCACCGUAACGGCCGAUUCGACACGUCGAUCGAUCCUAGGACUCUGCAGCUGCUUCGGCGCCGCUGCGUGCAAGGGCCGCCGUUUCGUGGACCCGUCAGAAGACGACAGCAACCUGCCGUCCGUCAACUUUGUCGGCAAAAUCUGCCCGGCGAACGGAACCGGCGACCCGCACUUCGUCGGCGCUGACGGGUCGCGGUUUGAUUUCAGCGGGCGCCCCAGCGAAAACUACGCCCUGAUCUCCGACGUACACGUGGCAGUAAACGCGCACUUUGGGGGGCGGUGGGGCGAAUGGGAAGGGCGCUUUAAGGCGCUGACGUGGAUGCGAAAGAUCUCGAUUCUGUGGGGUCACCACUCGAUCGUUUUCGAGGCUCGCGAAGGGUGGGAGUCUGGUUACCGAAACGGUUACCUCCAACGACUGUCGGUUGAUUCGGAAGACGUGAAACUUGGCCGGCCCGGCUCGCACCUGGAUGUUGUUUCGUUUUUCGACGGGCAGGUUGAGCUGCGAUGGGCAGCGGCGAAAAAAUCCGUGAAAGGCGAGCUGGUGGACGAGUACGACGUUCGCAUAGGCGACGUGCUGUCGCUCAGACUGACGCUGCGACCCGAGAUGGCAGCGCUUCGCACGGACGACGACGGGGUGGUGCAUUUCACGGUGGACGUGCUGAGCGCGAAGCUGUCGCCCAACGUGCACGGCGUACUGGGUCAGACGUUCCGCCCUGACUUCAUCGGACGCCUUGAGCGGCAGAAGCUAGUGUGGAGCAACCUUUUCAAGACCCAAGUGGUUCCUGGGGACAACGCGGAGGGGUUCAUCGACGGCACUGUAGACGACUACAGGUGUACCGACCUCGCCCAUUCGGACUGCGCCUUUUGUCGCUUUGUGCGCGCGGAAACACUGGACGAUGAAACCGCCUCCGCUAUAGAGCUGGCUGCAGGCGUUUCAUCCUCGUAUAGUGACAACAGCCGCACUUACCCACGCAAGGCGCUAGUUGGAGCUUUUUAA
This is a messenger RNA of Closterium sp. Naga37s-1, 1089 nucleotides long. Lineage: Eukaryota; Viridiplantae; Streptophyta; Zygnematophyceae; Desmidiales; Closteriaceae. The record is from the annotation of a GenBank genome assembly.